Archocentrus centrarchus (flier cichlid) is the source of this 1738-nucleotide messenger RNA. It is a transcript of the gene hoxc11a, whose product is annotated as homeobox C11a. NCBI's taxonomy places the organism in Eukaryota, Metazoa, Chordata, Actinopteri, Cichliformes, Cichlidae. Gene Ontology annotation, biological process: anatomical structure development; regulation of transcription by RNA polymerase II. Gene Ontology annotation, cellular component: nucleus. Gene Ontology annotation, molecular function: RNA polymerase II cis-regulatory region sequence-specific DNA binding; DNA-binding transcription factor activity, RNA polymerase II-specific. The record is from RefSeq and is a predicted model, not a curated record. The coding region runs from base 61 to 1020 and encodes 319 amino acids. The transcript has 2 exons.
CUGCUGCAGCUCCUAUCCAAAACAUCUAUCUAUAGUACGGAACACGAGAGAGAGAGAAAGAUGUUUAACUCGGUGAAUCUGGGCAACUUCUGCUCCCAGACGCGCAAAGACCGGACAUCCGAGUUUGGGGACAGGACGGGCUGUGCGUCCAAUAUCUACCUCCCCAGCUGCACCUACUACGUCCCCGAGUUUUCUGCCGUCUCGUCGUUUCUUCCACAGGCCCCGUCCAGACAAAUCAGCUACCCCUAUUCCACAAAUCUGUCUCAAGUGCAGCCGGUACGGGAAGUUUCAUACGGCUUGGACCCUGCUAGUAAAUGGCACCACAGAAGCAACUAUGCGUCGUGCUACUCGGGAGAGGAUCUGGUGCAUAGGGACUGUCUUCCACCAUCCACCAUGACAGAAAUGCUUAUGAAGAACGAGAGUGUGUACAGCCACCACCAUCACCAUCAUACCCAUCCGGGCUCCAAUCAUCCCUCCACAGGUUUUUAUUCCGGCGUGGGGAAAAACAGCGUCCUCCCGCAAGGUUUCGAUCGCUUUUUUGAGACGGCAUAUUGCAGCAGCACGGACAAUCAGUCAGACAAUUGUUUACAAAAGGGCGAAGGGGGGAAGCUAGAAAGCGACUCCCCACAGCAGCAGCAACAGCAGCAGCAGCCCACAGCCUCUGUACCCGGAGCCGCGGAGCAGGAAAAAGACCCAGAAGAUGAGGAGGAACACACAAAUUCAGGCUCAUGUACGUCUUCCUCUGCAACAACCAAGGACGGCAACGCCAGCAAGAGCAACCACUCGAGCGCUCCUCGAACAAGAAAGAAGCGGUGUCCAUAUUCCAAGUUUCAGAUUCGAGAACUGGAGCGGGAAUUCUUCUUUAACGUUUACAUCAACAAAGAGAAAAGGCUUCAACUUUCCCGAAUGUUAAACCUCACCGACCGGCAGGUUAAAAUUUGGUUUCAGAAUAGAAGAAUGAAAGAGAAGAAGCUGAGCAGAGAUCGCCUCCAGUACUUCUCUGGAAAUCCCCUGUUGUGAGCAGGAGCAGAGUGUCACAGUCUUGGACAGUGGCAUUUAGGUCCCCCUAUUAUCUCAUUGUGUUGUCACUGUGGGCAUAACCAUUUUCUAAGGAAGCCCACAUCACCAACAGUGCAAUGUUAAAGUGGACAGUGGCAGAAAUAGGCCCGCAUGGGAUAAAUCGCCAUUUUCUUAUUGCCCUACGGGCGGCGUUGAAUUUCUAGCUGUCCUCAGAAAAAAAGGCCUACACGAUUAGAAUAAUCAUUUAUAUGCUGUUCUUGAAUAUGUCCCUCUAUUUAUCACGAUUCUUCAUUGUGUUUAUUCUAUUGUUCACGUAUUUGUUAAAAUAUCAAAUAUAACAAGUAUUUUGAAUCCUUAUUGCGCAGACAACUUUUAGCUCUUGUCCCUAGCUCUGGUCUAUGUAUAUAGCUUAUCAUUAUCUAAUUUCUCUACCGGAGUACGAACAAAUUAUAGGAAAUCUUCAAGCUGCAUCUUUUGCCAUUGAGAACUGUGACGUCCAAUCUGUGAAAAAGUAUAUCCCCGUGUACAGAGUAGCCUAUGCAAUGUGCUAUCAUGACUGUAAAUAACCCUAUGUUGAAUUUCCUUUCCCCUAUUCCUGCUGCUAUUUUUUCAGUACAGUGCCCAUUCAUCUUUAACAGCUUUAAAGCCAACUCUUGUUAAAUUAUUUGCUUAAAAACAUUGCUGCUUUCGAUUCCAGACAGGGGGAACAGAUUGUCGG